Messenger RNA from Morus notabilis, 940 nucleotides. Its product is annotated as phospholipid--sterol O-acyltransferase. Gene Ontology annotation, biological process: lipid metabolic process. Gene Ontology annotation, cellular component: cytoplasm. The record is from RefSeq and is a predicted model, not a curated record. The transcript has 9 exons. The annotation marks the transcript as partial. NCBI's taxonomy places the organism in Eukaryota, Viridiplantae, Streptophyta, Magnoliopsida, Rosales, Moraceae.
GAUUUGAUGCCUAUCCAUCAAUUACUGAAAUCGCUCAGAGUAAUGUUUCCAACAUGGAAUGCGGACUUCCAACUCAGUUAUCAUUCUCUGCUCGAGAAAUAUCAGAUGGAACCUUUUUUAAAGCAAUAGAGGAUUAUGAUCCAGACAGUAAGAGGGUGUUGUAUCAAUUACAGAAGUCAUAUCAUGAAGAUCCAGUUUUAAACCCACUUACACCUUGGGAGAGACCACCUAUAAGAAACGUCUUUUGCAUCUAUGGCACUGAUUUGAAGACUGAGGUCGGCUACUAUUUUGCACCAAGUGGCAAGCCUUAUCCGGAUAAUUGGAUCGUUACAGAUGUGAUUUAUGAGAUUGAAGGAACGCUGACCUCAAGGUCUGGGAAUCUUAUUGAAGGAAAUCCAGGAGUUGUUAGUGGGGAUGAAACGGUACCAUACCAUUCUCUUUCUUGGUGCAAGAGUUGGCUUGGACCAAAAGUGAACAUAACAAGGGCACCUCAGUCAGAGCAUGAUGGGUCUGAUGUACAAGUGGAACUGAAUGUAGAACAUAACCAUGAUGAAGACAUCUUUCCCAACAUGACCCGGACACCUAGAGUCAAGUACAUUACCUUCUAUGAAGAUGCUGCAAGUAUUCCUGGAAAGAGGACAGCUGUGUGGGAGCUUGAUAAAACAAAUCAUAGGAACAUCGUUAGAUCCCCCGUCCUAAUGCGGGAGUUAUGGCUUCAGCUGUGGCACGAUAUCCAUCCAAAGGCAACCUCAAAAUUUGUUACAAAAGCCAAGCGUGGUCCUCUGAGGGAUGACAAUUGCUACUGGGAUUAUGGAAAAGCUCGGUGUGCUUGGCCCGAAUACUGUGAAUACAGAUACGUUUUUGGAGAUGUACAUUUAGGACAGAGUUGUAGGUUGAAGAAUUCUUCAGCUAAAAUGCUCUUGAAUUACUUGUAGAUUAG